AUGAUGUUCCCUGGCCUCCUCGCGCCCCCCGCCGGGUACCCGAGCCUCUUGCGUCCCACGCCCACCUUAACGCUGCCCCAGUCCCUGCAGUCGGCAUUUUCCGGCCACUCGAGCUUUCUGGUGGAGGAUCUGAUCCGCAUCAGCCGGCCUCCGGCUUACCUGCCCCGCAGCUUACCCACGGCCAGCAUGUCGCCCCCUAGGCAGGGGGCCCCCGCGACUCUCACAGACACCGGGACCUCGGACCUGGGCUCCCCGGGUCCAGGCAGCCGACCGGACGGUUCACCUCAGACGGCCGCCGCCCCUGCAAGCGAGCCAACGUUUCUGAAGUUUGGGGUUAACGCCAUCCUCUCCUCUGCUCCCAGAACCGAAACAUCCCCUGCCUUACUCCAGAGCGUCCCUCCCAAGACCUUCGCCUUUCCCUACUUUGAAGGCUCCUUCCAGCCUUUCAUCAGAUCUUCUUAUUUCCCAGAGUCAGUGCACUUGGCCACGAUUCCGCCACAAAGGUUUCAGCACCAUGACCAAUUGAAUGCAAAAGUGAAAAUCUGGUUCCAGAACCGACGCAUGAAGUGGCGGAACUCCAAGGAGCGCGAGCUUCUGUCUAGCGGGGGCUGCCGAGAGCAGACCCUUCCCACGAAACUCAAUCCGCACCCGGACCUCAGCGACGUGGGCCAGAAGGGCCCAGGGGAUGACGAGGAGGAAGACGACGGCCCGGGCAGCCCCCGCCACCGCCUGGUCUAUCACGCGUCCCCCGACCCUCGGCACCUGCGGGACCCGCGGCUGGAAGGGCCGCUGCCUGCCUCACCGGCUCACUCCAGCAGCCCCGGCAAGCCUUCGGACUUCUCCGACUCCGAGGACGAUGAGGAGGGCGAAGAGGAGGAGAUCACCGUGUCUUAG
This is a messenger RNA of Puma concolor (puma), 894 nucleotides long. Lineage: Eukaryota; Metazoa; Chordata; Mammalia; Carnivora; Felidae. The record is from RefSeq and is a predicted model, not a curated record.